Messenger RNA from Penicillium paradoxum, 1398 nucleotides. RefSeq lists its product as uncharacterized. The coding region runs from base 1 to 1398 and encodes 465 amino acids. The record is from RefSeq and is a predicted model, not a curated record. Lineage: Eukaryota; Fungi; Ascomycota; Eurotiomycetes; Eurotiales; Aspergillaceae. Gene Ontology annotation, molecular function: DNA binding. The transcript has 5 exons.
AUGGCCAAGGACGCUCUGAUCUUCCGUCCUGGUAAGGUCCAGGGUGUGUGCCGCUACCCUCCACACGAAGAGCGAGACGCAGAGUUGGAGAAGAUCCAUCGGCACUUCUCGCUGCACCCCAUGGGCCUUAUUCGAGACUACCCUCGCCAUAUCCCCUAUGCCAGUGACAAGAAAACCUUCCAAGAAAAGACUGGCCGAGAUAGUUUUCAUGUCUUUCAGUACACGUUCCGGAUUCCUGGCGAUGAUAAAGAAUGGCAUGUCAUGUGGGACUACAAUAUUGGCAUCGUGCGAAUUACGCACCUGUUCAAAUGCAACGGCUACUCGAAGGCAAACCACCCCGGCAUUACCGGUGGAGCGCUUUCCGCCCAAGGAUACUGGAUGCCCUACGACGCCGCCAAAGCAAUGGCAGCAACGUUCUGCUGGAAAAUCAGGUUUGCACUGACUCCACUGUUUGGUACAGACUUCCCGGGCAUGUGUAUUCAUCCGACAGACCGCAAGAACUAUGGUCGCAUGGUGAUCCCGCAGGAGAUUGUACAACGUGCUACCAAGACGGCCAACUACUAUCGCUCCCUGGAGUUGAGUGCUGGCGCCGGUGUCAGCCCUUCAGCAUCGAUGCCUUCCCCGACACGGAGCCUUAUCAACACACGGCUAUUAACCGGGGAAGAGACAUCCUUGGCUCUGGAUCUGCUCAAAAUGCCGCGUCAUAGAUAUGCCGAGAGUAGCCCUAGUGGCCGGGAAUCCUCCACGGAGCCCUACUGCAUGUCGCCCAAGAGCCUGUCGCCAUUCUCUAACUUCACGCCGAUCAACCCCCCGCGCAGCUCAGAUGUCCCUCCCCCGCGCGUAGAGUCACCGCAGAGCAUUAUCCGUGCUAUAUCGGAUGCUAUACGCCCUGAGAAUCCUCCUGGACCUAUCGGCGAGGAAAGUGACAUGGAGAGCGAUAGCUCGUCUAACAUGUAUUCCACCCCAAACUGUCCUUCUGUUGAUGGGCCUCCUGAUGCCGCUUCAGAUCUGGAAAUCAGACAGAGUGACUAUGAUGAUACGACCGACUCGGAUGAUGAUUGGCAGGUUGACGACGCCAAUGAUGAAGACUACCGUGGACCAUCCCUCAAGAGAUCCCCGAGUGGAUAUCCGAUUAUCAAGAACGGGUCUACUAGCCGUGACUCCCAGAGCAAGAAGAACCCCAGUCGGAAGUCUCGACCGGUACGGGCUGCGCAGGUACCUCACUUCGCCCGUGAGGUGAAGGCUGCUGAAGCUCUGCUUCGUCUACACAAGAAUGAGCUGGAAAGCACUGACGCUCAAUCCGAGAUUGAUGAUGACGGGCUUGCCACGCCGUUCGGCUGCCGUUCUCUUGACGGCGGGGCCCCUGGCAGUCGUAAGCGACGUCGGGCCUCGCUUUGA